ACUCUGCCUCUCCCCCCGCGUCUUUACAUGUGCGCCGGAUUCACGGCUCUCCUGAGCGGACACUGCAGGGGAAGCAAAGGGACGAAUUCAACAUGGAAUAUAAAUCUUAACUGGGGGAAAAAUAAAAUAAAGCGAGGAUAAGAAAAAAAAAAAAGAAGAGAAUCCUUCUCGUCCUCUGACGCGUUUUUAUCUCUUGCGCAUCUUUUCCCUCUUUCUAAAUGUCUUUGAACAGUUUCUGAAGGGAUUCGAGGAAAGGAGCAAACAUGAGGAUUAUUCUUUUUUCUUGGCAAUUUCUUGGGGUGUAUUCCGCCCUUUAUUGGGGACUGGCGACAGGGGCUUUCCCCAGCUCAGUGCAGAUAGGUGGACUGUUCAUUAGGAAUACAGAUCAGGAAUACACAGCAUUCCGACUAGCUAUCUUCCUUCACAACACCAGCCCUAACGCUACGGAAGCUCCCUUUAACCUGGUCCCACACGUUGACAAUAUAGAGACAGCCAACAGCUUUGCAGUGACCAAUGCAUUUUGUUCACAGUAUUCGAGGGGGGUCUUUGCCAUCUUUGGCCUUUACGACAAGCGGUCGGUGAACACGUUGACGUCGUUUUGUGGAGCCCUGCACAUCAGCCUGGUGACGCCCAGCUUUCCCACCGAGGGCGAGGGACAGUUCACGCUGCAGCUGAGGCCGUCCAUCAGAGGAGCUCUGCUGUCCCUGCUCGACCACUAUGACUGGAACCGAUUCGUCUUCUUAUACGACACAGACAGAGGUUAUGCAAUACUGCAGGCAAUUAUGGAGAAAGCGGGGCAGAAUGCAUGGCAGGUGAGCGCAAUCUGCGUAGAGAGUUUCAACGACGCAUCGUACCGCAGGAUCCUGGAAGACCUGGACCGACGGCAGGAGAGGAAAUAUGUGAUCGACCUUGAGCCUGAGAGACUCCAGACCAUUCUAGAACAGGCUGUCAGUGUGGGGAAGCAUGUUAAAGGUUACCAUUACAUCAUAGCAAACCUGGGAUUUAAGGACAUCUCCCUGGAAAGAUUUAUGCAUGGUGGCGCCAACGUGACUGGUUUCCAGUUGGUGGACUUCAGCAAAGAUAUUGUCAUAAAGCUCAUGCAGAGGUGGAACAAACUGGACCAGCGAGAAUAUCCUGGGUCUGAAAGUCCACCUAAGUAUACCUCAUCUCUAACGUAUGAUGGUGUUCUUGUAAUGGCCGAGGCCUUCCGCACCCUACGCCGACAGAAAAUUGACAUCAGCCGCCGUGGCAAUGCUGGGGACUGCCUUGCUAAUCCGGCGGCUCCCUGGAACCAAGGGAUAGAUAUGGAGCGAGCACUAAAACAGGUGCGCAUUCAGGGUCUUACUGGAAAUAUUCAGUUUGAUCACUACGGUCGGAGGAUCAAUUACACUAUGGCCGUAUUUGAACUGAAAAGCAAUGGACCGCUAAAGAUUGGCUACUGGAACGACAUCGACAAGCUUGUGUUGGAACAGGAUGGAAAUGGUCUUUCCAGUGAAGGCUCACUGACGGAGAAUAGGACGGUUGUUGUGACAACAAUCAUGGAGGGUCCGUAUGUGAUGCAGAAGAAGAACUGGGAGCUUUACGAAGGCAACGACCAAUAUGAAGGAUAUUGUGUAGACCUGGCUUCAGAGAUUGCCAAGCACAUCGGAAUCAAGUACAAGAUCUCUAUUGUUCCUGAUGGAAAAUAUGGAGCCAGAGACCCAGAGACUAAAAUAUGGAAUGGCAUGGUGGGAGAGCUUGUGUAUGGGAAAGCAGAAAUUGCUGUGGCCCCACUGACCAUAACAUUGGUGCGUGAAGAAGUGAUUGAUUUCUCUAAACCCUUCAUGUCUCUUGGAAUUUCCAUCAUGAUCAAAAAGCCUCAGAAGUCUAAACCAGGUGUCUUCUCCUUCCUGGACCCACUGGCCUAUGAGAUAUGGAUGUGCAUAGUGUUUGCUUAUAUUGGAGUCAGCGUUGUCUUGUUUUUGGUAAGCCGCUUCAGUCCGUACGAAUGGCACGCAGAGGAACCAGAGGAGGGUGCCACUGAGCAGGGCCCCACUGACCAGCCUCCAAAUGAGUUUGGCAUCUUUAACUCUCUGUGGUUUUCUUUGGGAGCCUUCAUGCAACAAGGCUGUGACAUCUCGCCCAGGUCUCUGUCUGGACGUAUUGUCGGAGGUGUGUGGUGGUUCUUCACUCUGAUCAUCAUCUCCUCUUACACAGCCAACCUGGCUGCUUUCCUCACUGUGGAGCGGAUGGUCUCACCUAUCGAAAGUGCAGAGGACUUGGCUAAACAGACAGAGAUAGCCUACGGAACACUGGAUUCAGGCUCCACGAAGGAGUUCUUCAGGAGGUCCAAGAUAGCCGUUUAUGAGAAGAUGUGGUCUUACAUGAAGUCCGCUGAGCCAUCCGUGUUCACCAGAACCACAGCAGAGGGUGUGGCAAGAGUGCGCAAGUCCAAGGGGAAGUACGCCUUCCUCUUGGAGUCCACCAUGAACGAAUACACGGAGCAGCGGAAGCCUUGUGACACUAUGAAAGUGGGAGGAAAUCUGGACUCCAAAGGAUACGGCAUUGCCACACCGAAAGGCUCACUGUUAAGAACCCCGGUAAACCUUGCAGUUUUGAAACUGAGCGAAGCAGGCGUCUUAGACAAACUGAAAAACAAAUGGUGGUAUGACAAGGGAGAGUGUGGACCCAAGGACUCUGGAAGUAAGGACAAGUCGUCUCAGGCUCUAAGCCUGUCCAACGUGGCUGGAGUCUUCUAUAUCCUCGUGGGUGGCCUGGGUCUGGCUAUGCUGGUGGCCCUGGUCGAGUUCUGCUACAAGUCACGGGCCGAAGCCAAGCGCAUGAAGCUCUCUUUCUCUGAAGCCAUGCGGAAUAAGGCCCGACUGUCCAUUACGGGAAGCGUGGGGGAGAAUGGCCGCGUCCUGACUCCAGACUGCCCCAAAGCCGUGCAUGCUGGUCACGCCUCCCUCCGACACCCCGGCCUUGCAGUGGUCUCCUCCGGACUGCCCUGAAAACCAAAAACACCUGCCGUGCCUUAAACACACACAAACAUGAGGACUUUGAAAUCAACACACACACACAAACACACAAAUGCUUGCAGCAUAUCAUAUUCUCACACACACACACACUCAUUAUAGCGACAGAAAACUGAACAAAAAUACUCAGAAACAGACAUUUUUAAACACUUGAAGACACAAGAACGAACUCUGCGAAACCAUUUCACCUUCCUGCUGCCACUGGCUCAAUUUACAAAAGACAAAUGAACUAAAACUGUGAAGUGAGAGGUCCAAAAAAAGAAAGAAAACAACCAAGACUUCACGGUUACCUACAGCAUUAAGAUGUUUUUUUCUUCUUGUUGUUUUUGUUUUCAGUUUUUGGAAAGGACGAUAUUGUGAUCAUUUCAAGCCAACGUGAAAGCCAGCACAGAUUACAAAAACCACAAAUCCAAUCAGAUCAUGAUGAUGGUGGCAAUAAAGAUGAUUGAAUCUUUCGAAGACACGUAAAACACGCCCGUUCCUACUCUCUUUGGAUAUUAAUGGCUCUCAAGCCACACCCUCUGGAAAAAGGCCUUAGUUAUUCCCUGCAAACAGUAUUUUCAUAAUCAUCAUCAUGGUCGUCAUCGUUACUUGCCUGCAAAGACUGCGUGCCAGAUAUUACAACUAUUAGGAGACCAGAAAACUGUAAGCUUGAACGGUCAGACUGUGCAAACCUGCUCCUUUGCCACAGACUCUUCAUACGAAAUGAAAAAAAGCCUUUUUUAACGUACAUACAGAAUAAUCUUUUUGCUCUAAGUCAGCUGGGUGAUCAACCACUGCAGUACUGAAAUAACCUCGAAAUGUGUGGCUACUCUUUGCUAAGGAAUACACAGAAGUUUGUAAAAGAAAAAUAUAUUAAUUAAUAACAUUUUUUUUUUUUCCGUUAGCAGUAACAUUAUAUUAGUAAAACCACUAAGCAGACAGAUGAAUAUUCAUUUUUGUUCGGCAACAAUGGUGAAGUUUGAACUCAAGAGAUGAAAACAAACAUACGGGCAGAUCUUUAAUGGCUCAAAAUGCUUCUCAUCUUAACCACUGGGAAGUCAGAGAACUUUGCAAAAAGAAAUUGAUGAAGGCUGCGUGGAACAUCGGUUUAAACAGAAGUACAACGUAGAACUCAGAUGCUGCUAAAAAGGUGAGCUAAAGUGCCUUUCAGAAAUAUUCAUUCUCUUUGAACUUUUCCAUAUUUUAUUACAGUACAAUCUCAAAGUUCAAUGUAAUUUGUAGGAACUUUGCAGAUGACGGACUUACACAAGGUAAAGCAAAAUUAUGAGGUGAGAAGAAAAUGCAACUUCAUCUUAUAUCUUCUUUUGAUCAAAUAUAAAUCGGAAAAGUCCGGCAUGUAUUUGAACUCCCAUACCAGUGUUAAGACUUUCUUCCUGAAUUGCUCUGUAAUUACCUCUAUUUGUCUUCCCAUCGACUUUGACCAGCUGUCACCUCCUACUGGAAAAGCAUCCCGACAUUACCAUCUUGUUUCAGGAUAGUGUGCAACAUUAAAACGUCUAGAUUUUAAAUCUUUCUUCCACAUUUUCUGUGCUCCCUAUAUGGCUUGUGGCAAACUUUAAACAGGACUUCUUGUCUUACUUCCUUUCAAAAAUAUGUUUUUUCUUGCCCCUCUUCCAGUAAGGUUAGAACUGUGGAGAGUACGACUAACAGUUGUCUUGUGUGGACAAAGUCUCCCACCUGAGCUAUGAAACUGCAGCUCCUCCAUGGCUUUUUCUCCCGGCUUCUUCUCUGUUCUUUUCUUUCCAUACAUCCUAAUUAAAUCCUUUUUAAAUGUAACUGCUACCACUGGAUUGUAAUUAGGGGUACCAGAGUGAAAUGGAUCAAGACAAGUUAUUUCAUACUAGGCACUUUGAAUUGUCUUAUUGCUGAAAAUGUGUUAUACAAAAAAAAAGAUCUUACCUUACCUUACAAAUGCGCCUUACACUUUCCAGUGUUUUAUUUGUUGAAAAUCUGUCUUUUAACGUCAGCUUCAUGAUUACGUGUUACUUUGUGUUGGUCUGUCACGUAAAAGCCCAAAUAAACUGUCCCUUUUAAAACCGUUUCUUUGGGUUAAAAAGUGCCACAACGUGAAAAACUUCAAGGAGGAUGAAUCCUUUUCAAGGCACUGCUUUAGGCAUAUUGAAAUAUUUCUUCGUAGAUCUGCCCACAACGCAGUCACCACCAAUUGUUUCUGCUGGCCACAAUCAAGUUGAAAACCACCGGUCUUUUAAAGGCUUACAGGUACAUUUCACAAUUUAGCUGGAGCCCUAAUGGGCACUUUGGUUGUUGUUCUACGCCCUCUGAUUUUUCAGUGGCUGGUGCAGAGGUACCAGAAAGCUUGCUUAUUAAAACAGUUGUAAAUAACUGCGUAGCAAAUCAGAGCUCACCUGUCUUUUUUUUUAAAGCAUCUUAGAUAACAAAUCAUUGCAAUAAUGAAUAUAAAAAGAAAAAUGCCACAACUUGUAAUUAAGUAAAAACUCCUUUUUUAAAAUAAAUCUACUUACUUAUAUAUAAAUAUAUAUGAUGCAUAUAAAUAUAUCUAUAUGACAAUAGAGAGCUAUAGUAAACAUUGAUCACUGAUUGUCAGAGGCCAUGACACACAUUCUGUUACAUGGCUGUUUCUUUUGAUAACUUGAGAACAUCAUGACGCUAUAGUCAUCGUGUGUCCUGAUCCACACCGAAUGUCCAUCCGGUACUCACAUGGACACACACACACGCAUACACAAUGUGCACAUUUACAUUGUCGCAUUCACAGGGUCAGCUUAAAGUGAUCAGUCGAAAAGAAAUGUCAUUAUCAUCUUUUUUCUAUGUGAAAAAAAAAAAAAAGCUUUUAAACCUCAUAUUUAAAGUCUUUCUGUUCAUGAGCAGAAAUGAUUUGAGUCAUUAUAAUUUUGUGGGAGAGUGAGAGAAGUGGGUUUCCAGAGACCAUGGGUUUGGACUGUUAGGAGGACAGCGCAGUGCGACGUUUCAAGAGUGUAAUAUUUUCGGGGCAUUUCAAAUCAACUUUGGUCCAUUUUGUUGUCUCUUCUCACCAGGUGUGAGUCCCGCUGCAGAUCGAAAUCCAAUGUUAUUUCAAAUUAAACAGGGUUUUUUACAUCAA
Molecule: messenger RNA, 6096 nt
Organism: Poeciliopsis prolifica (blackstripe livebearer)
Lineage: Eukaryota; Metazoa; Chordata; Actinopteri; Cyprinodontiformes; Poeciliidae
Gene: gria4a
Product: glutamate receptor, ionotropic, AMPA 4a
Exons: 18
Coding region: 264-2990 (908 amino acids)
Biological process (GO): modulation of chemical synaptic transmission; synaptic transmission, glutamatergic; monoatomic ion transport
Cellular component (GO): dendritic spine; plasma membrane; AMPA glutamate receptor complex
Molecular function (GO): AMPA glutamate receptor activity; transmitter-gated monoatomic ion channel activity involved in regulation of postsynaptic membrane potential
Source: RefSeq, a predicted model, not a curated record